Messenger RNA from Monosiga brevicollis MX1, 1293 nucleotides. RefSeq lists its product as uncharacterized. The coding region runs from base 1 to 1293 and encodes 430 amino acids. NCBI's taxonomy places the organism in Eukaryota, Choanoflagellata, Craspedida, Salpingoecidae. The record is from RefSeq and is a predicted model, not a curated record. The transcript has a single exon.
AUGCGGCUGCGAAGGAGCUCAGUACGGCUUUUAGCGCUGAUUUCCAGCGCCCUGCUGGUUUGGGUCGUGGCUGCCGGUGUUGAAAAGCCAAGCAUUGCUGUUGAUGAGGAUGGAACGCUCUUUAUCAACGCCACCAAUCGGGUGGUGCUCAAUGGUGUGGAUGUGGUGGCCAUGUUAAAGACGAUUGUGCCCGCGGUGGUCAAAACGAGCCCAGAGAUUAUUUUCAAAGCGCAUGAACACCACACCAUCACGACUAACGCUCUCCUUGCACGCUCGGUGCAUGCAACCGAUCUGGACAACGACGGCCAUAUCGACAUUCUCAGUGCCAGCUACCAGGACGACAAGAUUGCGUGGUACCGCAACAAUGGUAACGGCACCUUUUCAACGCAGAAAGUCAUUACCACAGACGCCGAUGGAGUUCACUUGGUAUAUGCCGCUGACCUGAACCAGGAUGGCCUUGUCGAUGUCCUCAGCGCCAGUCAGAAAGACAACAAGAUUGCGUGGUACCGCAACAAUGGCGGCGGCUCCUUUUCCGCACAAAUCGUCAUUUCCACAGACGUCAGCGAUGCAUUCUCGGUCUAUGCGGCAGACCUGGACAACGACGGUGAUCUCGACGUCCUCAGUGCCAGCCUCUACGACCACAAAAUUGCGUGGUACCGCAACAACGGUGACGGCACAUUUUCAACACAAAUCGUCAUCACCACAAACGCUGUUUAUGCGCGCUCGGUAUAUGCGGCGGAUUUGGACAACGAUGGUCUGAUCGACGUUCUCAGUGCCAGCGCGCUUGACGAAAAGGUUGCAUGGUAUCGCAACAAUGGCGGCGGCUCUUUUUCAACACAAAAAGUCAUCACCACAGACGCAGACGAUGCGCGCUCAGUAUACGCAGCGGACCUAGACAACGACGGCUAUAUCGACGUCCUCAGCGCCAGUGCUCACGACAACAAGAUUGCCUGGUACCGCAACAACGGCGACAGCUCCUUCUCCACACAGAUUGUCAUUUCCUCAAACGCUUCCCAGGCCGACGCAGUGUAUGCGGCAGACCUAGACAACGACGGCUAUAUUGAUGUCCUCAGCGCCAGUUCUAAAGACAACAAGAUUGCGUGGUAUCACAACAAUGGUCGUGGCUCCUUUUCAACACCAAUUGUCAUCACCACGAACGCCGAAAAAGCAAGCUCGGUGUUUGCGGCGGACUUGGACAAUGACGGCGACCUCGACGUCCUCAGCGCCAACGAGAACGAGAACAAGAUUGCGUGGUAUCGCAAUCAGUUGAGUCAAUUACUUUUUCAGGAGUAG